Nerophis lumbriciformis (worm pipefish) is the source of this 438-nucleotide messenger RNA. Lineage: Eukaryota; Metazoa; Chordata; Actinopteri; Syngnathiformes; Syngnathidae. The record is from RefSeq and is a predicted model, not a curated record.
AUGAAGCUGAACCCGUUUGUAACAUCUUCCCGCCGCAAGAACCGUAAGAGGCACUUCAAUGCUCCCUCACACAUCAGGAGGAAGAUUAUGUCCUCCCCCUUGUCUAAGGAGCUCCGUCAGAAAUACAACGUGAGGUCAAUGCCUAUCCGCAAAGAUGACGAAGUCCAGGUUGUCCGUGGACACUACAAAGGCCAGCAGAUUGGCAAAGUGGUGCAGGUGUACAGGAAGAAAUACGUCAUCUACAUCGAGCGCGUUCAGAGAGAAAAGGCCAACGGAACCACAGUCCAUGUUGGCAUCCACCCCAGCAAGGUGGUCAUCACCAGGCUAAAGUUGGACAAGGACCGCAAAAAGAUCUUGGAGCGCAAGGCCAAGUCUCGCGCUGAUGGAAAGGAGAAGGGCAAAUACAAGGAGGAGACCAUUGAGAAAAUGCAGGAGUAA